UUUUUUACCUUUUCAUUGUUUUAUAACUUCUACUCCCUCUUACACACUUUCACUUCACUAAACAACUACUCCAACUCAUAACCAAACAACAAUGGCUGCUGCACAAAGUAUCAUUUCUGAAUCUAAGAUCCGGAUGGAAAUGAUGGGGCCCGACCCACAUUUGGAUGAUCCGGGAGAAACAGCAAAGACAAGUGCAUCAUUUAAUGAUGAUUCAAACAAGGUGGUGAUGAAGAUGGUAAAUGCAGAAAUUGAUACUUCAGCUCCGUUUGAUUCGGUUAAGGAAGCUGUCACUCGAUUCGGUGGACUUGGCUACUGGAAGCCUCCUCCAAUUUCUGAGCAUGACCUUGAUACCAUGGAUAUUACAAAAUUGGAGGCACAGGCUGUGCAGCUGGAGAAGGAUCUGAUUCUAAAAGAAAGUGAAACAUUUCAUCUCUUGAAAGACCUGGAAAACGCUAAGACGGUAGUGGAAACUCUCAAAGUGAAGAUACAAAAUGAAGCAUCUGAAGUCAAUGCAGCCCUCCUUCCUAACUUACAGGACAAUGAUGUGAACUUAGAUAACAAAGAAAACCUUGCAGUUAGCUGUCAGAAGCCAGUUUGGCAAUUGGAUGCUUGUCCGUCGUCGACCCCUGAUUCUAUUUUAGUGGAACUAAAGCAGGCCAAGGUAAACCUAACCAGGACAACACAUGAUCUUGCUGAUAUUCGAGCUACUGUUGAGGCUUAUAACACGAUGAUAGAGAAAGAAAGAAACUUGCUAGAGAAGACUCGUCAAAGGUUAUCCUUGAGCACUUCAAAUCUUUCCUCUCUUGGCGAAAAGAUCAACCAGACAAAUGAGGAACUGCAGCUUGUCAGAGAUGCUAAAGCUAAAGGCAGUUCCGAUCAUACUAUGAACAUUGCAAGGGAGCUCCACCGCUUGAAUUCAGAGACCGAACAGUUUAAGAAGAUUAGUGAAGCAGCAAAAUCAGAAAUUUCAAGAGCAACAUGUGAGAUUGAACAGACUAACAGUGCGAUAAAGACUGCUGAAAUCAGGUUGAUUGCAGCAAAAACAAUGAAGGAAGCUGCUAAGGCUACUGAAGCUUUUGCUCUUGCUGAAAUAAAGGCUCUAUCAAACCAUCAAAUACCUUCUAAAGUUUGCCAGGACAAUACUGCAAGAAUAACUUUAUCAUUGGACGAGUACUAUUUUCUAACCUCCAGAGCUCUGAGAGCUGAGGAACUAUGCAAGAGUAAAGAAAUGGAUGCCAUGCUUAUAGUCGAUGAAGCUAAUGUAUCACAAACAGAGAUCCUAAAGAGGGUGGAGGAAGUUACAAAAGAAGUUAAAAUCAGCAAAGACGUCCUGGAAGAAGCUCUGAACCGAGUUGAGGCUGCAAAUAAAGGGAAGUUGGCUGUUGAAGAGGCUCUGAGGAAGUGGCGAUCUAAGCAUGGUAAAAAAAGACGGUCUGUACACAAAUCUACAACCAAAUUCAAGAACUCUCACCAGCAAAAAGCUUCACAUGCGGUUGGCAUGAAUGGCCCAAAUAUCAUGAAUAAUGACUCCAAGCCAAUAUUAAGACCCACGCUAUCAAUAGGCCAAAUCCUGAGCAGGAAACUGCUUUUGGCUGAAGAUUAUGACAAUGGUACGCGAGCAGACCAUAGUCUAGAGAAAAGAACGCUUUCCUUGGGUCAAAUGCUUGGCAAAACAAGCUGUGAUAGUGUGCACGCCCUUGCUCCCAAGAGUAAGACCAGAAGUGAUGACAAGCUGUUGUUACCUGCAAAGAGGAAGAAGUUUGGAUUUCCUCGGAUCUCACAGCUUGUGGCAAAGCAAAGCAAGAAGAGACAAACCUCAUCCUCAAGCUCAAGGGUCACAUUGUGCAGAUCAGUUGAGAUAAAUUAGUAAUUAACUUGUUAUUCUUUAGACUUGCUUAACUAUUUGAUUGAUUUCUUGAUUUUUUAGUCAGUGAUUUAUUCUUUGAUAUUAGGCAGUGAUUGUUUUCUUGGAUUA
Daucus carota subsp. sativus is the source of this 1975-nucleotide messenger RNA. Its product is annotated as WEB family protein At2g38370. NCBI's taxonomy places the organism in Eukaryota, Viridiplantae, Streptophyta, Magnoliopsida, Apiales, Apiaceae. The record is from RefSeq and is a predicted model, not a curated record. The transcript is spliced from 2 exons. Gene Ontology annotation, cellular component: cytosol. Bases 92 to 1867 code for a protein of 591 amino acids. Gene Ontology annotation, biological process: chloroplast accumulation movement; chloroplast avoidance movement.